Lineus longissimus is the source of this 8876-nucleotide messenger RNA. RefSeq names its product acetyl-CoA carboxylase-like. Gene Ontology annotation, molecular function: metal ion binding; acetyl-CoA carboxylase activity; ATP binding. Gene Ontology annotation, biological process: fatty acid biosynthetic process. The transcript has 46 exons. Gene Ontology annotation, cellular component: mitochondrion. Lineage: Eukaryota; Metazoa; Nemertea; Pilidiophora; Heteronemertea; Lineidae. The record is from RefSeq and is a predicted model, not a curated record. Bases 210 to 7349 code for a protein of 2379 amino acids.
UGUCGAUUUAGUUUAUUGACUUGUGAUCGGUCACCCAAUAACAUCGUAAUUUUCCAUAUCCUGAUGGAUUUCAAAAUUUUGCUGUCCGUAUUGAGAUAGUCCUUGUUACACAGAAUCCGCAGAGGUGCGUUGUUAGCUCCUUGGAUCCUUGAUUAUUAGUUUUGAUAGCAGCAAAUAUAUUUGGACUCUGGUACACACUCUCCUGAGACAUGGCUGAGAAGGCUGAGCCAGAUGCUGCACCCAACGAGGGCCAAGUGCAGAGGAGUUCUUCCGUGACCUUCCCCACACUUGAAGAAGAGGCCAGCCAAGACAAGGUGAAGACACCAAGACAAGCAGCAGUUCUGAGAGGUACCCAGUCAGACCCUCUCUUGACCAGUAAUGGUACAGAUGGUCAUCGUGGUAGCAUUGACAUGCUGCAGCAAUACCGCCUAACAAGAAGAAAUCUGCAAAGUGACUCCAAUGUCCAUAACGUUAUCAGAAGAAACAUGUCUGGCCCAUUACGCACAAACAGCCUGAAUUGUCGUGGUGACUUCACCGUCGCAACACCAGAGGAGUUUGUUCAUAGAUUUGGUGGUAACAGAGUCAUUAACAAGGUUCUAAUUGCAAAUAAUGGAAUUGCGGCUGUCAAAUGCAUCAGAUCUGUUCGGCGCUGGGCUUACGAGAUGUUUAAAAACGAGCGUGCCAUUCGCUUUGUUGCCAUGGUGACACCAGAAGACCUCAAAGCUAAUGCAGAAUACAUCCGAAUGGCUGACCACUAUGUCCCUGUGCCCGGUGGAAGUAACAAUAAUAAUUACGCAAAUGUGGAGCUGAUCCUCGAUAUUGCAAAGAGGACACAAGUCCAAGCUGUCUGGGCUGGGUGGGGCCAUGCUUCAGAGAACCCAAAGCUGCCCGACCUACUACACAAGAACAACAUCAUUUUCAUCGGACCUCCGGAGAAUGCGAUGUGGGCGUUGGGUGACAAGAUCGCAUCAUCUAUUGUUGCGCAGACAGCUGGCGUUCCGACACUGCCUUGGAGUGGAGACGGCUUGAAAGUUGAUUGGUCAGACGACCAGGUUGGGAAUGGUACCCAGAUCCAAAUAGGUCGUGAAAUCUACCGGAAAGGCUGUGUGAUUGACCUUGAUGAGGCGAUUGCCUGUGCCAAACGGAUAGGCUUCCCUGUCAUGAUCAAGGCGUCAGAAGGUGGCGGGGGCAAGGGCAUCCGUAAGGCAAACAAUGUGGAGGACUUCCCUAAUCUUUACAGACAGGUCCAGAAUGAAGUGCCAGGCUCGCCAGUGUUCAUCAUGCAGUACGCCCCCUGUGCUCGCCACUUGGAGGUCCAAAUCCUGGCAGACAAGUACGGCAAUGCCAUAUCGUUGUUUGGUAGAGAUUGCUCCAUUCAGCGUCGCCACCAGAAGAUCAUUGAGGAAGCCCCAGCAGCCAUUGCUAAGCUUGAUAUAUUCGAGACAAUGGAAAAGGCUGCGGUGAAGCUUGCCAGGAUGGUUGGGUAUGUGAGUGCUGGCACAGUGGAGUACCUCUACAAUGCCGCGGAGGAGAAAUUCUACUUCCUUGAGUUAAACCCUCGACUCCAGGUGGAACAUCCGUGCACCGAGAUGGUGGCAGAUGUCAAUCUGCCUGCUGCUCAGUUACAGGUUGCUAUGGGUGUACCCUUACACAGAAUCAAAGAUAUACGAAUACUGUACGGAGAGGACCCAUUUGAAGAUGAGGCAAUUGAUUUUGAACUUCCGGAGAACAGGCCACAUCCAAGAGGUCAUGUGAUCGCUGCCAGGAUAACCAGUGAAAACCCGGAUGAGGGGUUCAAACCAAGUUCCGGCACAGUUCAGGAGCUCAACUUCCGUAGUAAUAAGAACGUUUGGGGUUACUUCAGUGUGACCGCAUCAGGUGGACUCCACGAAUUUGCAGACUCGCAGUUCGGCCAUUGUUUCUCUUGGGGUGAAGAUCGGGAGGAGGCCAGAGAAAACAUGGUUGUGGCAUUGAAAGAGUUGUCGAUCAGGGGAGAUUUCCGUACCACGGUCCAGUACCUCAUCAAGCUCCUAGAGACAGAAGGAUUCCAGAAGAAUCAACUGGACACUGGUUGGUUGGAUAAGCUCAUAUCGGAAAAGGUUCAAGCAGAGAAGCCCAACUCUAUGUUAGGUGUGAUCUGUGGAGCUCUCCAUGUGGCUGACCAGUACAUACUGUUGUCAUUCCAACAUUUUCAGAGUAAUCUAGAAAGGGGCCAAAUCCUACCUGAUAAUACUCUGAAGAACACUGAGGAGGUGGAGUUGAUUUACGAAGGCAUGAAAUACAUAAUCCAGGUGACCAAGAUGGGGCCCAACACAUACUUCCUCAGUAUGAACGACUCUUACUUGGAGAUCGAUGUGCAUAGACUUAGCGAUGGUGGUCUUCUUCUCUCUCUGGAUGGUAACAGCUACACUACCUACAUGAAAGAAGAGGUCGGCAGCUACCGUAUCACCAUCGCCAACAAGACGUGUAUAUUCGAGAAGGAAAAUGACCCAACAGUGCUGCGGUCGCCCUCUGCUGGCAAACUGAUCAGCUACUUGGUGGAAGAUGGUGGCCAUGUGUUUGCUAAUGACGUCUACGCAGAGAUUGAGGUGAUGAAAAUGUGCAUGGAGCUAAGGGUGCAGGAAAACGGAUGCAUCCAUUAUGUGAAGAGACCUGGUUCUGUUCUCGAUGCUGGAACGAUCGUCUGCCAUCUUCAACUUGAUGACCCGACAAAGGUCAGACAGGCUCAGUUGUUCACUGGAAAGUUCCCCACUGUGUCGGGACCGCUCACAUAUGGCUCGAAGCUUCACCAGAUAUUCCAGAUGACCAGGACCAGUCUUGAGAACGUGCUGGCGGGUUACGUUCUCCCAGAGCCUCACUUCAACAAGAAGCUUGUGCAGACGGUCGAGACACUGAUGAAGAUAUUGAAGGAUCCUUCUCUACCUCUUCUUGAGCUUCAGGAGUUAAUAUCUGCGAUAUCUGGCAGAGUCCCUCCGCAUGUCGCGAAAGCAAUUAAAAGGCAUAUGGCCGGGUUUGCCAGUAACAUCACAUCUGUACUGUGCCAGUUUCCUAGUCAGCAAAUCGCCAAUGUGAUUGACAGUCAUGCCGCUACCCUUACCAAGAGAGCUGAUAGAGAUGUGUUUUUCAUGACCAUGCAGGGAGUCGUCCAACUUGUUCAGAGGUACAGGAAUGGUAUCCGUGGCCACAUGAAGACAGUUGUGCAAGAGUUUCUCAAAGUCUACAUGAAGGUCGAGACGCAAUUUCAAAAUGGCCAUUAUGACAAAUGUGUGGCCGCUUUGAGGCUCAAGCACAAGGAAGACAUGCAGAGCGUUGUUUCCAGUAUAUUCUCACAUUCCCGCGUGCACUGCAAGAAUGCUCUAGUCAUCAUGCUCAUCGAUCAUCUGGUUGGGAAGGAGCCAGGUAUGAGUGAAGACCUCAAGCCAAUACUGACUGAGCUGACCACACUCAACAAGACUGAGAACUCCAAGGUCGCUCUGAGAGCAAGACAAGUUCUGAUUGCUGCACACAUGCCGGCAUUUGAACUCCGACACAACCAAGUGGAAUCCAUUUUCCUCUCUGCUAUUGAUAUCUACGGCCACCAUUUCUCACCAGAGAAUCUUCAGAAGUUGAUCAUGUCUGAGACGUCCAUCUUCGAUGUCCUGCCUGGCUUCUUCUUCCACCCCAACAAGCUAGUCAGCAUUGCAGCCUUGGAGGUUUAUGUGCGACGGGCGUACAUUGCAUAUGAGCUGACCUGCCUCCAGCAUAACGAGAUUGGUGACCUGUAUUUGGUUGAGUUCCACUUCCUCUUGCCCACGUCUCAUCCCAAUAGAUUCCCUCAAACGCCAAAAGAGGCACGCAGGUGGUCUUCCACCUCUACGUCCUCUCAGGAUGAAGACACGUUCGAAUAUGUCAGUAUGACUUUUGCUAGGUUGAUGCAGCGGCGAGUGUCCACCUUGAACAUGAUGCCGCGGGUGGCAAGCCUGAGUGAUGAUAUGAACGACUAUGAUAGUAGCACGUUGCAGCAGCAGAAUCUACCGCCAUGUCAGAGAAAGGGACUGAUUGCAGCUUUCAAUACGUUCGGCGAUUUUGAGUCGAAAUUUGACCAGAUCAUGGAGCGAUUCAGCUCACCGCCUUCAAGCCCGCUUGAACUCGGAGCAUCUCCUCCGAUAUUCGGGAGCUCAGGUUCUGAUGAGCCUAUACACAUUUUAAAUGUCGCCCUCAAGUACGAGGCAACGAAGACUGAAGAUGAUCAGGCCAAGGAUAGAUACCAGCAGUUCUGUUUAGCACAUCGCGAUAUUCUGAAAGAAAAGGGCCUGCGUCGUGUCACAUUCCUGUCACUGUCUGAGAGAGAAUUCCCCAAGUACUUCACAUUCCGAGCUCGAGAUAACUUCAUAGAGGAUCGUAUCUACCGUCACUUGGAGCCGGCCCUGGCUUUCCAGCUGGAGAUCAACCGCAUGAGGAACUUUGACCUUGAAGCGAUCCCGUUUGCCAAUCACAGGAUGCAUGUCUACCUCGCGAGGGCAAAGCAAGUUGCCGCCAAUCAUGAAGUGACAGACUUCCGGUUCUUUGUUCGUGCGAUCAUUCGCCACUCUGACUUGGUGACUAAGGAAGCUUCAUUUGAGUAUCUCCAAAAUGAAGGUGAGAGGACCUUACUGGAGGCAAUGGAUGCACUGGAAGUAGCAUUCUCACAUCCACAGUCUAAGCGCACUGAUUGUAACCAGUUGUUCCUCAACUUUGUUCCAACUAUGACUCUCUCGGACCCGGCCAAGCUGGAGGAGGUUGUGCGUAAUAUGGUGAUGCGAUACGGCAGUCGGCUCUGGAAGCUGAGGGUACUGCAGGCCGAGCUCAAACUCACCAUCAGGUUAUCCUCGAAUGGUAACCGCAUCCCAAUCCGUCUGUUUCUGACCAACGAGAGUGGUUACUAUCUCGACAUCAGCAUGUACAAGGAGGUGAACGAUCCAAGGACUGGACAGAUCAUGUUUCAAGCCUACGGAGCUAAACAGGGCACCCUCCAUGGCCUACUGCUCAGUACACCCUACGUGACUAAGGACCAUCUACAGCUAAAGAGAUUCCAGGCUCAGACCAGUGGUACCACUUAUGUGUAUGACUUCCCAGAACUCUUCAGACAGUCUCUGGAGAAAAUUUGGAAAGAGUAUGACGAGAGCCACCCAGACGAAGAGAUCGCCAUCCCAUCCAAUGUUUGUACAUACAGCGAGCUGGUCUUGGAUGCUCGGGGGAAUCUGGUCGAUCUGACCAGGCUCCAAGGUGAAAAUGAUAUUGGUAUGGUGGCUUGGAAGAUGACGCUGAAGACUCCCGAGGUACCAGAAGGCAGAGAGAUCAUUGUUAUCGCCAAUGAUAUGACAUUCCAGAUCGGAUCAUUUGGCCCUCAAGAAGAUCUCAUUUACAUGCGUGCGUCCGAGUUGGCCCGCCAGCUUGGUAUACCACGUAUCUACAUCUCUGCCAACAGUGGCGCUAGGAUCGGUGUAGCAGAGGAAAUCAAACACUUGUUCAAGGUUGCGUGGGAUGAUGACAAGAAUCAUGAAAAGGGCUUCAAGUACCUCUACCUGACCCCUCAAGAUUUCAAGAAAGUAAGUGCAAUGAAUUCAGUCCACUGUGAGCUGAUUGAAGAGAAGAACGAAUCAAGAUACAAGAUCAUUGAUAUUAUUGGUAAAGACGAUGGUAUCGGUGUAGAGAACUUGAGAGGAUCUGGUAUGAUAGCUGGUGAGACGUCUCAGGCUUACAAUGAAAUUGUCACCAUUAACUUAGUGACCUGUCGUGCUGUUGGCAUUGGUGCUUACAUCGUCCGCCUCGGUCAGCGUACAAUCCAAGUGGAGAACUCCUUCAUCAUUCUGACUGGAGCUAGUGCCCUGAACAAAGUGCUCGGCCGAGAAGUUUACACAAGUCAUAACCAAUUAGGCGGCAUACAGAUAAUGCAUAAUAACGGCGUCACACAUGACGUUGUGCCCGAUGAUUUUGAAGGCGUUUGCAAGAUUGUCCAGUGGCUUUCGUACAUGCCGAAGCAUUCCAAAGGUCCCCUUCCCAUUAUCACACCAGCCGACCCAAUCGAGAGAGAAAUAGAGUUCUGCCCACCCAAGGGACCCUAUGACCCCAGAUGGUUGCUCUCUGGCCGACCAAACCCUGAGCAGCCUGAUUCCUGGCAGAGCGGCUUCUUCGAUAAGGAUUCUUUCCAAGAGAUACUAGCUCCUUGGGCUAAGACUGUUGUCUGUGGUCGCGCCAGACUCGGUGGUAUUCCUGUUGGAGUGAUCGCUGUCGAGACCAGGACUGUCGAGUUGGCCACUCCUGCUGACCCGGCCAAUAUAGACUCCGAGCAGAAGGUGAUUCAACAGGCUGGUCAGGUGUGGUUCCCUGACUCUGCCUUCAAGACUGCUCAAGUCAUCAAAGACUUCUGCAGAGAGGAGUUGCCACUCAUGAUCUUUGCGAACUGGCGGGGUUUCUCCGGCGGCAUGAAGGAUAUGUAUGAUCAAAUCUUGAAGUUUGGUGCUUAUAUCGUGGAUAGCCUGAGAGAGUACACCAAGCCUGUGCUCAUCUACAUCCCCCCUUAUGGUGAGCUGAGAGGGGGUGCGUGGGCUGUACUGGACCCAACGAUAAACCCUAACCACAUGGAGUUGUAUGCCGAUAGGAAUUGUAGGGGUGGUGUGCUAGAACCGCAAGGAACAGUCGAAAUCAAAUUCCGCGUGAAAGACCUGAACAAAGUGAUGCAGAGAAUCGACUCUAAGUGUAUCCAACUGAGCCAACAGAUGAGCUGCCCCGAGCUUACUAAGCUCGAGAGAAGCAAGCUCGAGAAUCAGAUGACUGAGCGUGAGGAAGAGUUGGUCCCGCUCUAUCGUCAGGUGGCUGUGGCGUUUGCCGACCUGCAUGAUACGCCUGGAAGGAUGCAAGAAAAAGGCGUCAUCACGGAUAUCUUGGAUUGGAAGACAAGUCGUACAUUCUUCUAUUGGCGCCUGCACCGUCUGCUCCUUGAGGACAGGGUGGUUGACAAGAUCUCCAAGAUGAACAAAGAGAUCACCAAUGGCCAGUGCAAGUCCAUGCUCAGGAGGUGGUUUGUCGAGGGACAGGGAACUGUCAAUGCGUACUUGUGGGAAGACAAUAAGGCUGUCGUUGAGUGGUUGAAGAGCGAGUUUGAGGGUGAUGCAUCCAAGUCAAUCAUCGAGGAGAACAUCAAGUGUGUGCAGAGAGACUAUGUCAUACAGGAAAUCAGAAGCCUUAUUCAGACAAACCCGGAAGUAGCCAUGGAUUCCAUCGUUCACAUUACGCAGCACAUGACAGCAGGCCAGCGUACGGAAGUCAGCCGAGUGCUAGCAGCCAUGGAGUCGCCCUCGACUACGAACAACACACCAUCGUCAUCUUGACUUCAAAAUGCUCGAGACUUUUAGGAUAUCGCCUAGUUCAUUCAAGAUGGUGAACGUAUUUAUAUGUUUUAGACUGAGUGCUUUGUGGACUUCGGAUACAGGGUGAUAAAGAUGCAGUACCUGAGAACUUCAGGUCCAAAAUACCCCAGACCAUUGGUGAGGGGAGAGACGAGUUCCCAAGGUUGUCCUGCUAAGAGUGCCUUGCUCCUUGGAGGUCAUAAAAAGUAUGGAGAUCAGGCUGUAAACUUGCUGAUAAAAGAGUGGCACGUUUCUUAACCACUUGACCUAGAAGGUUCAUACUUGGUGUGUGGGUACUCCUAGGCAAGACCUUCUUUCAAAAUGAAAAUAGCGCAAUUUGACUGCUUGUCUGCCAUAUAUUAGAUUAUAAAUUAGGCCACCAGGGGGCAAAGUGUUGUGAAGGUAGCCACAUGCAUCUCCCUUCCAUGUUGACAGGUGAGCACAAUGGCCCUGGCCGUUUCAGUUGGAUUGCAAUUAUUAAUUUCUUUUGCAUUUUGUUUAUGUAAUGUUAGAAAAGUGUGCACAUGAAUGUAGAAAUGCAUGCCAUUAGUGUUGUCUGAAAAAAGCCACUUGCUUCAUAAUUAUAUUUGACUGAAAUUCUAUCGUGCUUAUGUUAAUGAAAGGAAUAAGUUAAUCCCAAGGGUUGAAUUUGUGUAUAGUUAGAUUCUAAGGACAUGUUGUCGAAAUAAGAUAUUAUAAUUAUUAUGUUCUUCAUCUUGUCAUUGAAUUUGUGUCCAGUUAGAUUCUAAGGGCAUAUUGUCCAAACAAGAUAUUAUAAUUAUUAUGUUCUUCAUCAUGUCAGAGGGUGUUUUGGCCUGUACUUAGUACAUGAAUAUUUCAUGGAUGUUGCUGAAUGGGUUGCAAAGGUAGAAAUCUGACCCCGCCCAAGGCAUUUGCCUUGGUGACCUGCACAUUUAAAGCCAGACCAGUGCAAUUAGUUUUUUCACUAAUUUCCUUGUGGAGAGUGACCUUUUUUCAGAAAGGAACAAAGGAGCUCUUUUGGGACAGAAAUUGCUGGUCACCUUUAGCAAUGACCCUUUAUAUGUUAUGUGACUUUGAAAAAGAAAUGCAUGAUUUAGAACGAGUUCUAUUUGGCAACAAAAAGCCAUCACUUUGGGGUAAUGGGUUUUUGAUGGGGGAGUUUUUAAUGAUCAAAUCCCAUGAUCUCCUACAAAAUCUCAAGGAUUGAAUUUAGCGCUAUAUGACGAUAUGACUUCAAUAUUCGGCGACUGUCAUUCAGAAGACCAUGGACGGAAGCAGAAAUGGAAAUACCUGUAUAAACGAAAUGAUUUAUUACAGUUUGCUGCAAAAAUUUUUAAAUCAGUUUAGUUUUAGCUUCUGGAAAAAGUAACGGAACACUACCAGAAGCCAGGAAAUGUCUUGAUGCCACAGGUAAUGAAUCUAUGUUGACUGCAGAUUGUACAUUUAAUUAUUUCUUGACCCUUUUGUCAAGCUGGUGAUUGUCAUCAGUUAAGUGAUAUUUCUAAUAAUGAAAUAUGGCAUAUGAAA